Molecule: messenger RNA, 6113 nt
Organism: Camellia sinensis
Lineage: Eukaryota; Viridiplantae; Streptophyta; Magnoliopsida; Ericales; Theaceae
Source: RefSeq, a predicted model, not a curated record
AUGCAGCCUAGGGUGCUUGCAUAGCAGAAGGCAAAUGAAAACAAUAUGGGUGCACAGUCUUCAUCACCUGUCUCGAUGCCAAAGCAACAGGUUGCUUCUCCUCAAGUUGCAAGUGAGAGUUCUCCCCAUGGAAAUUCAUCGAGUGAUGUGUCUGGACAGUUGGGCCCCUCUAAAGCUAGGCAGAUAGUUGCACCUGGCCCUUUUGGCACAACUUCAAAUGCUGCGACACUCAACAAUGCUAACAACGUGUUGGUGCAGCAGUUUCCUGCUCACGGAAGAGAGAACCAUGCGCCUCCAAGACAGACAAUGAUGGUUGGUAAUGGAGUGCCUCCCAUGCAUCCCCCGCAGUCAUCUGUGAACUUGAACCAGGGCAUGGAUAACUCAUCCCAUACAAAAAGCUCAUUAACUGGUGCAGAAGCUUUGCAAAUGCAAUAUGCUAGGCAAUUGAACCGAUCUUCUCCACAACCUGCAGCUUCAUCUAUUGAUGGAGGCUUGGGAAAUCCCAUAUCAGCUCAGGGUGGAAUGGUGCCUCAGAUACAACAUCGUACAGGAUUUACCAAACAGCAACUUCAUGUACUUAAAGUACAAAUACUGGCAUUCAGACGUAUAAAGAAAGGAGAAGCAACUCUUCCACAAGAACUACUUCAAGCCAUUGCUCCACCGCCCCUUGAUAUGCAGCUGCAACUUCUUCCUACUGGAAUUACUAAUCAGGAUAGACCUGCUGGGAAAUAUGCAGAAGACCAUGCAAGACAAUCAGAGUCUGGUAAGAAGGAUCCUCAGGUUGUGGCAUCGUCUAGUGGACUGAAGAAUUUAAAAGAGGAAGCUGUUGCAGGAGAUGAGAAAGCAAAUGCGUUGGCAGUUAAUUCACAAGGCAUGACAGCUGUGACAAAAGAACCUGUACCAGUGCUCCCUUCUGGAAAGGAAGAGCAGCAGACUGCCCUAGUUUUCAUUAAACCGGAACAGGAAAUUGACCGUAGAAACCAGAAAACUCCUGCUAGAAGUGAUUUUACACUAGAUACGGGAAAUUCAGUUGCACCACAGGUUUCUGUAUCUGAUACAGUGCAAGCUAAGAAACCUGUACAAGCAAGCAAUGCACCUCAGCCAAAAGAUGUUGGCUCUACCAGAAAGUAUCAUGGGCCAUUAUUUGAUUUUCCCUUUUUCACUCGUAAACAUGACUCCUUUGGGUCUGCAGUUCUGAUGAACAAUAAUUUGAUAUUGGCAUAUGAUGCCAAGGAUCUACUUCUUGAGGAAGGCGUGGAAAUGCUUAGCAAGAAAAGGGCGAAAAAUUUAAAGAAGAUUGGUGGUUUACUAGCAGUGAACUUAGAGAGGAAAAGGAUCAGGCCAGAUCUUGUUUUGCGUCUACAAAUUGAAGAGAGGAAACUUAGACUUUUGGAUCUUCAGGCACGCUUGAGGGAUGAAGUCGAUCAACAGCAGCAGGAGAUAAUGGCAAUGCCUGACAGGCCAUAUCGGAAAUUUGUUCGGCUUUGCGAGCGUCAGCGCAUGGAGCUCACUAGGCAAGUGCAGGCCUCUCAGAAAGCCACAAGAGAGAAACAGCUGAAAUCUAUUUUUCAGUGGCGUAAGAAGCUUCUCGAGGCUCAUUGGGCCAUCCGUGAUGCACGAACUGCCCGUAACAGGGGAGUUGCAAAAUACCAUGAGAGAAUGUUGAGGGAGUUCUCAAAAAAAAAGGAUGAUGAUCGCAACAAAAGGAUGGAAGCAUUGAAGAAUAAUGAUGUUGAGCGGUAUAGGGAAAUGUUACUGGAGCAGCAGACUGGCGUCCCUGGUGAUGCUGCUGAGAGAUAUGCUGUUCUCUCAUCAUUCUUAACACAGACAGAAGAGUAUCUUCAUAAACUAGGAGGUAAAAUAACAGCCGCAAAGAAUCACCAGGAGGUUGAGGAAGCAGCUAAUGCUGCUGCUGCUGCGGCACGAGUUCAGGGUCUCUCUGAUGAAGAAAUAAGAGUGGCAGCUGCUUGUGCUGGUGAGGAAGUAAUGAUAAGAAAUCGUUUCUCUGAAAUGAAUGCACCCAAGGAUAAUUCAUCUGUUAACAAGUAUUACAAUCUUGCACAUGCUGUGAAUGAAAGGGUUAUGAGGCAGCCCUCAAUGCUACGGGCUGGAACCUUAAGAGACUAUCAACUUGUUGGAUUGCAAUGGAUGCUCUCUUUGUAUAACAACAAAUUAAAUGGAAUUUUGGCAGAUGAGAUGGGUCUUGGGAAGACUGUACAGGUGAUGGCAUUGAUUGCUUAUCUGAUGGAGUUCAAAGGAAACUAUGGCCCACAUCUUAUUAUUGUUCCUAAUGCCGUUUUGGUGAACUGGAAGAGUGAGUUCCAUAAUUGGUUGCCAUCUGCAUCCUGCAUUUUUUAUGUUGGUGCGAAGGAUCAACGGGCAAAAUUGUUUUCUCAAGAUGUUUCUGCCUUGAAAUUUAAUGUCCUUGUGACAACUUAUGAGUUCAUCAUGUAUGACCGUUCAAAGCUUUCAAAAGUUGAUUGGAAGUAUAUCAUAAUUGAUGAAGCGCAACGCAUGAAGGACAGGGAAUCAGUUCUAGCUCGAGAUCUUGAUAGAUAUCGCUGCCAGAGGCGCCUACUUCUCACAGGAACCCCUUUACAGAAUGAUCUCAAAGAACUUUGGUCGCUUCUAAAUCUACUCCUUCCUGAAGUUUUUGAUAACCGGAAAGCAUUUCAUGAUUGGUUUUCAAGACCUUUUCAAAAGGAAGCUCCCACACAUAAUGCAGAGGAUGACUGGCUUGAGACGGAGAAGAAGGUUAUCAUUAUCCAUCGACUUCAUCAAAUUUUGGAGCCCUUUAUGCUCCGACGUCGUGUUCGUGUAGAAGAUGUCGAAGGGUCACUUCCUCCCAAGAUAUCCAUCGUUUUAAAAUGUAGGAUGUCGGCUAUUCAGAGUUCCAUUUAUGAUUGGAUUAAAUCUACCGGUACUAUUCAAGUUGAUCCUGAAGAUGAGAAGCUCAGGGCUCAAAGAAGUUCAGUUUACCAGGCUAAAACAUACAAACCUUUAAAUAAUAGAUGCAUGGAGCUCCGGAAGGCUUGCAAUCAUCCUUUGCUUAAUUACCCUUAUUUUAAUGACCUCUCCAAGGACUUCCUUGUUAGAUCAUGUGGGAAAUUGUGGGUUCUUGAUAGGGUCCUCAUAAAGCUUCACAGAACAGGGCAUCGAGUACUGCUCUUUAGUACAAUGACAAAACUUCUAGAUAUAAUGGAGGAAUAUCUGCAGUGGCGGCGACUUGUUUACAGACGAAUUGAUGGGACAACUAGCUUAGAAGACCGUGAAUCAGCUAUUGUGGACUUUAAUAGCCCUGAUACGGACUGCUUCAUCUUCUUGCUUAGCAUUCGUGCUGCUGGACGGGGUUUAAAUCUUCAGUCUGCUGACACAGUCAUCAUAUAUGAUCCCGAUCCAAACCCAAAAAAUGAGGAACAGGCAGUUGCUAGAGCCCACCGCAUUGGCCAGAAGAGAGAAGUGAAAGUUAUAUACAUGGAAGCAGUGGUUGACAAAAUCUCAAGCAAUCAGAAAGAGGAUGAAUUUAGAAGUGGUGGAGUAGUUGAUUCAGAAGAUGAUCUUGCGGGUAAGGAUCGAUAUGUGGGAUCUAUUGAGAGCCUCAUACGGAAUAACAUCCAACAGUAUAAGAUUGACAUGGCUGAUGAGGUUAUUAAUGCUGGGCGUUUUGACCAGAGGACAACUCAUGAAGAGAGGCGUAUGACUCUGGAGACAUUGUUGCAUGAUGAGGAAAGGUAUCAAGAAACUGUUCAUGAUGUCCCCUCACUACAGCAAGUAAAUCGCAUGAUUUCUAGAAGUGAAGAAGAAGUAGAGCUCUUUGAUCAAAUGGAUGAAGAACUUGACUGGAUUGAUGAGAUGACGAGAUAUGACCAAGUACCUAAGUGGCUUCGAGCUAGCACUAGAGAAGUGAAUGCUACUAUUGCUGCUUUGUCAAAGAAGCCAUUAAAGAACACCUUACUAGGUGGUAUUAGCAUGGAAUCAAAUGAAAUGGCUCCUGAUUUGACUCAGAAAAAGAGGGGGCGCCCCAAGGGGAAAAAGUUCCCUAUUUACAGGGAGGUGGAUGAAGAAAGUGGGGAGUUCUCUGAAGCUAGUUCUGAAGAGAGGAAUAGCUAUUCUGCCCACGAAGAAGAGGGAGAAAUUGGCGAGUUUGAGGAUGAAUUUAAUGGUGCUAUUGGGGCACCUCUAGUUAAUAAAAAUCAAUCAGAAGAAGGUGGUCUGGUUUGCGCUAGUGCAUACGAGUAUCCUCGAGCUUUCGAAAGCAGUAGAAAUGAUCGGGUAAUUGAAGAAGCUGGUUCGUCAGGAUCAUCCUUGGAGAAUCAAAAAUUGAAAGUCUCGCCUACUAUAUCUUCUCAGAAGUUUGGAUCACUUUCUGCAUUAGAUGCCAGACCAAGUUCUCUUUCAAAAAGACUGGCUGAUGAGUUAGAGGAAGGUGAAAUCGCUGCGUCAGGAGACUCUCAUGUGGACCUCCAGCAAUCUGGAAGUUGGAUUCAAGAUCGUGAUGAAGGUGAAGAUGAACAGGUUUUGCAGCCCAAAAUAAAACGGAAACGUAGUAUUCGGGGUCGUCCACGUUAUACAGUUGAAAAGCCAGAAGAGAAGUACCCCAAUGAAAAACCAUCUCUCCUUCGUGGAGAUUCUUCUCAGUUGCUAUUCCAAGUGGACCAUAGAUAUGAACAGCAGUUUAAGAAUGACUCUGAACCCAAAACACCGGGAGAGUCCAAUGCUUAUAAGCAUGAUCAAUGUGAUUCAUCCUUGAAAAAUAAGCGAAAUUUACCUUCGAGGAAAAUUGCAAAUACAUCAAAGGUACAUGCUUCACCAAAACCUAGCAGAUUGAAUUCCAUAUCUGCUCCCUCAGAACAGUCUAGGGAAAGUUGGGAUGGUAAAGUUAUGAACACUAGUGGGACUUCAAUUGGUGGCAGGAAGAUAUCUGAUGUUAUUCAAAGAAGGUGCAAGAAUGUAAUUAGCAAGCUCCAAAAGAGAAUAGAUAAGGAAGGUCAUCAAAUUGUACCUUUGCUAACAGAUUUGUGGAAGAGGAUUGAAAAUUCUGGUUCCCUGAGUAUGGCCGCAAAUAGUAUUUUGGAUUUGCGAAAGAUUGAUCAGCGUGUUGAGAGAUUUGAGUAUAGCGGAGUGAUGGACCUUGUGUUUGAUGUGCAGUUUAUGUUAAAGAGUGCAAUGCAGUAUUUUGGGUUCUCGCAUGAGGUGAGAUCUGAAGCAAGGAAAGUGCAUGAGCUCUUUUUCGAUAACCUAAAGAUUGCAUUCCCAGACACAGAUUUCCGAGAAGCUAGAAACACGCUGUCUUUCUCUGGCCUGGCGAGUACCUCUACCUCUGCUCCAUCUUCAAGACAGGCAAAUGCUGGCCCAAGCAAGCGACACAAACUGAUAAAUGAGGUAGAACCCAACCCAACUCCUCCCCAGAAGCCCUUAUCUCGUGUGCCUGUUCCUAGCGGCGAAGACACAAGGAUGACUAGGAGCGCUCAAAAGGAAUUGAGGAUCGGAAACAGCAGAGAUCAGGAUGAUCCUCGAUUGUUGACUCAUCCGGGGGAACUUGUUAUCUGCAAAAAGAAGAGGAAAGACCGAGAAAAGUCUGUGGCAAAGCCAGGGAACGGGUCGGCUGGCCCUGUAUCACCCCCUAGUGUUGAUCGUAAUAGUAAAAGUCCGGGUCGAGGUUCAGUUGCAAGAUCGACCCCUCAGCAAGGGUGGGCUAACCAGUCUCCUCAGCCAGUGAAUGGUGGUGUUGGGAUAGUUGGUUGGGCGAAUCCAGUAAAGAGAUUGAGAACUGAUGCUGGGAAAAGGCGGCCGAGCCAUUUAUGAAGAUAUUUGUUGAUAUUGGUUUAAGGUGCCGAGUUUGUAGCCGGCCCUUUAUAGGCUUGUAGAAGUGCAGUGAAAGCUCAUAUUUGUUAAUGUAGUGUAAGCCUCUCUCUAUACAUUUUUCUUGCGUCUCUUUUACUACUUGGACUGUGAUAGUGUUUUAUAGGUGUGCUUGGCAAGCGCUACUUUGUCUGAGGUUUUAAGUUUAAUAGGCUUGAACUCUCUAUCUGUAAAAAGCUCGCAAAAAAAAAAAAAAAAAAAAAGAAAGAAAAACACCGAUGAACCGUUUUACAACAUGGUUUGAGAGGUCA